This is a messenger RNA of Toxoplasma gondii ME49, 2652 nucleotides long. Its product is annotated as T-complex protein 1 subunit alpha, putative. Gene Ontology annotation, molecular function: ATP binding; ATP hydrolysis activity; ATP-dependent protein folding chaperone. NCBI's taxonomy places the organism in Eukaryota, Apicomplexa, Conoidasida, Eucoccidiorida, Sarcocystidae. The transcript has 9 exons. Bases 205 to 1851 code for a protein of 548 amino acids. Gene Ontology annotation, cellular component: chaperonin-containing T-complex. Gene Ontology annotation, biological process: protein folding. The record is from RefSeq and is a predicted model, not a curated record.
ACUGCUUUUCCUCUUAGGAAACGUUGCGGUGUAUGUUUUCUCUGAGAAACAGAACUGUGUCAAAACGGACGGGACACAGGCAAUUGUCUGCGGCGUUUUCCUCCUCUUUCUUCCACCUCGACUCCCAGUCCUCGGGUGUCCUGCCUCUGUCCGCUUUCUCUUUCCUGGGUUUUCUGCGACUUCAAGAGUGAAAAGCCACACAAAAUGGCACUCGCAAUCUUCGGCGACCGUCAGAGCGGGCAAGACGUCCGUACCGCCAAUGCGGCGGCGGUGCAGUCGAUCGCGAACAUUCUGCGGUCGUCUCUCGGCCCCCAGGGGCUAGACAAGAUGCUCGUGGACGACAUCGGAGACAUGACGAUUACGAACGAUGGUGCGACGAUUCUCAAGCAACUCGAGGUGCAGCACCCUGCAGCGAAAGUUCUUGUUGAACUUUCCGAUCUCCAGGACAAAGAGGUGGGCGACGGCACCACCUCCGUCGUCCUCCUCGCCGCCGAGUUCCUUCGAGUCGGAAAUCAACUCGUGAAAGAGGGCGUUCACCCCACUGCUGUCAUUGCAGGCUUCAAACUUGCAAUGAAGGAAAGCGUUAAAUUUAUUCAAGAGCAUUUGACAUCUCGCGUUGAUGCCAACAACAGAGAGGUGCUCAUGAACGUCGCAACAACGACCAUCAGCUCGAAGCUCAUCGGAACAGAGACAGCCCACUUCGCGGAUCUUGUUGUUCGUGCUAUUCUCUCCGUCAAGAUGAUCACCGAAAGAGGAGACGUCAAGUACCCUGUCAGCUCGAUCAACAUCAUCAAGACCCACGGCAAAUCGAUGCGCGAAUCGAGUCUCGUGGAAGGCUACGCACUGAAAGCGGGUCGCGCAGCACAAGGCAUGCCCCAGUGCGUGAAGAACGCCAAGGUCGCCCUGCUCGACUUCAACCUUCGGCAGCAUCGCAUGCAACUCGGCGUCCAGAUUCAGGUUGACAACCCCGAGGAACUGGAAAAGAUCCGGCAAAAAGAGAAGGACAUCACGGCGGCGAAGAUUCAGAAGAUCCUUGCAUCAGGAGCAAACGUCAUCUUGACAACCCAGGGCAUCGACGAUAUGGCCAUGAAGUACUUCGUCGAGGCGGGGGCCAUUGCCGUCCGCCGUGUUGACAGAAAAGACCUUCGCAGAAUCGCCAAAAUCACAGAAGGCACUGUGGUGCUCACGAUGGCUACUCUGGACGGAGACGAGAAGUUCGACGCUUCCUGUCUUGGCACUUGCGAAGAAGUUUACGAGGAGCGCAUUGGCGACUGGGAUCACCUUAUGUUUAAAGGGUGCAAAGGUGGAAAGGCUGCGACAGUCAUUCUUCGUGGAGCAAACGAGUACAUGCUGGACGAGGUCGACCGUUCUGUCCACGACGCCCUUUGCGCCGUAUCUCGAGCUCUGGAGUACACGCACGUGUGUCCGGGCGGCGGCGCAGUGGAGACGUCGCUUUCUGUGUAUUUAGAGAACUUUGCCCGGACGCUUGGGUCCCGAGAGCAGCUAGCCAUCGCAGCGUUUGCAGAGGCUCUGCUGAUCAUUCCAAAGACCCUCGCGGUGAACGCCGCUCUCGAUGCCACAGAGCUCGUCGCCAGGCUCCGCGCCGUGCAUGCAAAGGCUCAGGGGCAGUUGCUUGACGCGGCUGGGAACGGGGACGAGGAACUCAAGUGGCAUGGCUUAGAUCUAACUUCAGGGAAAACGAGGAACAACAUGGCUGCUGGAGUUAUCGAGGCUGCUGUGAGCAAGACGAAGGCACUGCGCUUUGCUACAGAAGCAGCCGUUACCAUUCUACGGAUCGAUGACUUAAUAAAAAUCGCCCCCGAACCCGAACGGGGCCAACAGGAUGACUAGAGUAAACUCUACAAAAUGAUGGUAGAAAAGCGAACAAAAGGACUAGAGAACCGCACGCGGGACUUGGGGAGAUAACUGACAUGUGUGCGCUUCCCGACACGUUCUCGCGAACUUUUUGUAUUGCGAGGAAAAAGUCCGUCGGUUCUGUUGACUGUUUCCACCAGGAAGCAGCGGGAGAUCGUGUCCACUGGCACCUUUGUUUUCGACGCACGCGCGUGGACUCGUGCUUCGCUCUCGACUGCCGAGUCACUCGGUUUUUCUUCCCGGUUUGUUUUCCAGCUUCGCUGCUUCCGCUUCUCUCUGAACGACACAACGGUGUAGGGUAGUUCACACCGAAGAAGUGCCGCUGCCUCGAUUCCUAGCUCCGUACCAUUUCAAGGACGCAAACUGAUCGUUAUCAUGUGAGUCGCCUGUCUACUCUUUGCGCAUUCUUGGCUGUACUCUAUUUUCUUACAUGGUUCGUGAAAAACUGUUCUCCGAACUCAACUGUUCGCUGCGAAAAAGAACAUCGAAACAAAACUCCAAACUUCGAAAACGUAUAGAUACUUCUCUAUAUAUCUAUCUAUCUAUCUAUAUAUAUAUAUAUAUAUAUAGAUAUAGAUAUAGAUAUAUAAAUAUAUGCAUAUAGCGCUACACUUUCUGCUUGAGACAUUUGUGGAAGCGAUGCGGGGCCAUCAACGUAUCGUGUCGUUGGAAUCGGGUGCAUGAGGAAGCAUGGUCGAGCCUCGCCACAUAAUGCUCAAUUUGGGCAUUAGAGUGAUACGUGUAAUCAUCGGAAGUGCAAAGAAGCCGCUGCAACUA